This is a messenger RNA of Symphalangus syndactylus (siamang), 3795 nucleotides long. It is a transcript of the gene CEP104, whose product is annotated as centrosomal protein 104. Gene Ontology annotation, cellular component: cilium. The record is from RefSeq and is a predicted model, not a curated record. Lineage: Eukaryota; Metazoa; Chordata; Mammalia; Primates; Hylobatidae.
AGGCGCGGCCUGGGGCGGGGCGGGGUCGCGCACGCGCAGAGGCCCCGGCCCAGAGCUGGGCUUGGUUGUCAUGAGAGCGGCGGCUGCGGCCGGGGCGAUGGGCAGAGGCGGCCGGGUUGGCUUCUUCCCUGUCACUGCCGCAGCAGCUUGGGGUGCAAGGCGGCCUGGGGCGGCGGAAGGGGCGCCCCCUGAGUUCCGUCUGAGGAAGCGGCUGCUGCCGAGGAAGUCUACGAGAGCCGGAUCCCGCCCGCCCCUGGGGUCCGGGUGCUGAGGCGCAGUCUGGCCACCUCCCCGGGCCGCGGCACCGCUCCGACCCAGCCGCCCUCUCCACCGGGGCCGCGGCAGCGCCAGUCGGAGCCGUUCCCUCUGAGCAGCCCAAACGUGCAGAAUGCCCCACAAGAUUGGAUUUGUAGUUGUCAGCUCAUCUGGACACGAAGACGGCUUCAGUGCCCGGGAGCUCAUGAUCCACGCGCCAACCGUCAGUGGGUGGCGGUCACCUAGAUUUUGCCAAUUUCCACAAGAAAUUGUCCUUCAAAUGGUGGAGAGAUGUCGAAUAAGGAAACUACAGUUACUUGCUCACCAGUAUAUGAUUUCAAGUAAAAUUGAGUUCUACAUUAGUGAAAGCUUACCUGAAUAUUUUGCACCCUAUCAAGCAGAGCGGUUUCGAAGACUUGGCUACGUGUCUCUCUGUGAUAAUGAAAAGACAGGUUGCAAAGCCCGGGAACUAAAAUCAGUUUAUGUGGAUGCAGUAGGACAAUUUCUUAAACUGAUUUUUCACCAAAACCAUGUCAACAAAUACAACAUAUAUAAUCAGGUUGCUUUGGUUGCCAUAAAUAUCAUUGGAGACCCUGCAGAUUUCAGUGAUGAAAGCAAUACUGCCUCUCGAGAGAAGUUGAUUGACCACUACCUUGGGCACAACAGUGAGGACCCUGCUCUAGAAGGAACUUAUGCCAGGAAAUCUGACUCUAUUUCUCCACUAGAUGACUUAGCUUUUGAUAUGUACCAAGAUCCAGAAGUUGCACAGAUUAUACGAAAAUUAGAUGAAAGAAAACGAGAAGCUGUCCAAAAAGAACGCUAUGAUUAUGCCAAGAAACUAAAACAAGCUAUUGCUGAUUUGCAAAAGGUUGGUGAGCGCCUUGGGAGGUAUGAGGUAGAGAAACGCUGUGCCGUGGAGAAGGAAGACUACGAUCUCGCCAAGGAGAAGAAGCAGCAGAUGGAGCAGUAUCGCGCCGAGGUGUACGAGCAGCUGGAGCUGCACAGCCUCCUGGAUGCCGAGCUGAUGCGAAGACCUUUUGAUUUGCCCCUCCAGCCCCUCGCUCGUUCUGGCAGUCCUCGCCACCAAAAGCCAAUGCCCUUACUACCACAACGGGAAGAAAGAGGAACAGAAAACCAGUUUGCAGAACCUUUCCUUCAGGAAAAGCCUUCAUCAUAUUCUCUAACUAUUUCUCCUCAGCAUUCUGCAAUAGACCAGUUACUCCCUGCCACAGAUCCUCAUCCAAAGAUCAAUGCAGAGUCCCUGCCCUACGAUGAGCGGCCUCUUCCAGCUAUUCGUAAGCAUCAUGGGGAGGCAGUGGUGGAGCCGGAAAUGAGUGAUGCAGACAUCAGCAAUGCUCGGAGGGGAGGCAUGUUAGGGGAGCCAGAGCCCUUAACUGAGAAGGCCUUGAGAGAAGCCAGCUCUGCCAUCGAUGUGUUGGGAGAAACCUUGGUUGCUGGGGCCUAUUCUAAGACAUGGUCCUACCGAGAGGAUGCACUGCUUGCCUUGUUUAAGAAGUUGUUGGAAAUGCCUGUUGGAACCCCAAAAGAAGAUUUAAAGAACACACUGAGAGCAUCCAUCUUUCUCAUUAGAAGAGCCAUAAAGGACAUUGUGACCUCUGUCUUUCAGUCUUCUUUGAAAUUGUUGAAAAUGAUCAUUACACAAUAUAUUCCUAAACAUAAACUGAGUAAACUUGAAACAGCUCACUGUGUGGAGAGGACCAUUCCCGUUUUGCUCACCAGAACUGGAGAUUCUUCUGCCCGCCUCCGCGUCACAGCUGCAAAUUUUAUUCAGGAAAUGGCCUUGUUUAAAGAAGUUAAGUCUCUCCAAAUUAUUCCAUCCUACCUGGUGCAGCCAUUGAAAGCAAACUCUUCAGUUCACCUGGCAAUGAGUCAGAUGGGCCUCCUGGCCCGGCUGCUGAAAGACCUGGGCACUGGCAGCUCGGGCUUCACCACUGACAACGUGAUGAAGUUUUCAGUGAGUGCCCUGGAGCAUAGAGUGUAUGAGGUCCGCGAGACGGCGGUUAGAAUUAUUUUGGACAUGUACAGACAGCACCAGGCUUCCAUCCUGGAGUACCUUCCUCCAGAUGACAGCAACACACGCAAGAACAUUCUCUACAAAACAAUUUUUGAGGGAUUUGCUAAAAUAGAUGGCAGACCUACAGAUGCUGAGAUGAGGGCACGGAGAAAAGCGGCUACAGAAGCAGCAGAAAAACAAAAGAAAGAAGAAAUAAAAGCUUUACAAGGGCAGCUGGCAGCACUGAAAGAAAUUCAGGCUGAAGUUCAGGAAAAAGAAAGUGAUGCUGUGAAGCCAAAGAAUCAGGACACUCAAAGAGGGAAAGCAGCACCUGCCGAAGCUCUGGGAAUCCUGGAUGAGCAUUAUCUAGAUAAUUUGUGUAUUUUUUGUGGGGAAAGGAGUGAAUCCUUCACAGAGGAAGGUCUGGAUCUCCACUACUGGAAGCACUGUCUCAUGCUGACAAGAUGUGACCACUGCAAACAGGUGGUCGAGAUAUCCAGUCUGACGGAGCACUUGCUGGUGGAAUGUGACCAAAAAGACGGGUUUGGAAAGUGUUACCGUUGCAGUGAGGCUGUUUUCAAGGAAGAGCUGCCCAGACACAUAAAAAACAAGGAUUGCAACCCUGCCAAACCAGAGAAGCUGGCAAACCGGUGUCCUCUGUGCCAUGAGAACUUCAGCCCUGGAGAAGAGGCAUGGAAAGCUCACCUGAUGGGUCCAGCCGGCUGCAGCAUGAACCUGCGCAAGACACACAUUCUGCAGAAGGCCCCGGCACUGCAGCCAGGCAAAAGCUCAGCUGUGGCCACAUCAGGCCCCUCGGGGUCAAAGGCCGGAAGCAAGAUCCCCACCCCGAAGGGCGGACUGAGCAAGAGCUCCAGCAGGACGCACACCAAGCGCUGACGCGGUGCUCAGGCUCCUUUGUCUCUGUAAGGGACGGAGCAGGUCUCCUGAUUCUACACCAUUUCUCCAGAACUCUCUGGCCUUGGUGACCCCAUGCUUUGGCUGCUGUUCCCAGCUCCCAGUCGUGCACGCCUCUUACAUGUCUGUGCCGUCAGCUUUCAUGCAAAUGAUAUGUAUGGAACUAACCAAAGAUCCUGUGUGCAGCGCCAGGACCUGGCCACACUGUACAUUAAGCCUUCAGGGCUGUCUCAGGCCUUCCUUAGAAUCAGAAGAGGAAGCGUCCUGUUUGGAGAGAGCCGGAGAGCACCACCCAGGAGGCGCUAGCGCAAGGCCACCGUCAGCACAGGCACGGUCCCGCUUUCCUUAGUGCUUGGAGCAAUUUCCAUAAAAUAUUCACCAGAAACCUUUUGCACAUCGGUCUCUGCCACACGCAGUAGAAUUUCCGCAGGGCUGUGGCUCGGCUAGCAUGGUUCCAGAAGAGUGGCGGUGCGCAUGGGCCUCCAGCCGUGCCUUCUCCCUGCAGGCCCCAUCUGCUGGGCCUGCUGCCCAGUGCACUCAGUCCCGGGUAGCAGAACUCACAUUCCCACUAUAGCAAGAAAUAAAGGCAAAAGAGAACAUCUUUUUUUAAA